Molecule: messenger RNA, 510 nt
Organism: Penicillium pulvis
Lineage: Eukaryota; Fungi; Ascomycota; Eurotiomycetes; Eurotiales; Aspergillaceae
Product: proteasome maturation protein
Exons: 3
Coding region: 1-510 (169 amino acids)
Biological process (GO): proteasome assembly
Cellular component (GO): nucleus; cytoplasm
Source: RefSeq, a predicted model, not a curated record
AUGUCUCUCCGCGUUGCACCCCCAUCUGGAUACUCCAACAGCGUCUCCAACACAACAGCCCGCCACACUCGUCCCUCAAAGGGCGCUCCCUCAGCGCCUGGUCUCCCCGAUACUCUCCGUAACAAGAUCACUCUCCCCGCCACCGCCCACGCCUCUUCUACCAACAACCCUACCGCCAGCGAGAUUCCCUCUUCCACACACCCGCUCGAGGCCCGCCUUAUGGCCUGGCGCGCAACCCAAGAUGCAAUGAAGAUGGAGUCCCUGCGCCGGGCAUACGGUAUCGCUGAGCCUGUCCGUCGCGGUAUGGAGCUGAAGAUCGUCCGUGAUGGUUCUUUCCGGCCUGCUGUGCUAGGUGGUAUGAAGGGUGGCAAUGUCCACGAGGAUAUCUUGUCAAUUGGAGGCCGGGACACGGAGGUUCAAUGGGAGGACAUCUUCAGUGGCGACGAGUUCCGGGAGCCACCUUCCUUCCACGAUGAGAUGGAGAAGCGCCUGAAGAUGGAGUUCCACUAA